Molecule: messenger RNA, 3792 nt
Organism: Durio zibethinus
Lineage: Eukaryota; Viridiplantae; Streptophyta; Magnoliopsida; Malvales; Malvaceae
Source: RefSeq, a predicted model, not a curated record
CUAACAUAACCUCUCUAUAAUGAGACGGUGUCUUACGUUUCUGUGUCGAUUUUCUCUUCCACUUCCUCUUGCUUUUUGGUUCUUCUGUUGUUUCCCUGUUUCCUCCUUGCCCUGUUUUCUCUUCUAUGCUCUGUUUCUUGUUUGAUGGAAGAACAAAGGAUGAAAAAGAAAGAAGAAAACGAAUAAGUGUAAGCGUAUAAGAGAGAGAAGACAAGAAAUAGACUGAGAAAAAGAGAGAGAAAGAAAGAGUGUGAGUGAAAGAGAGAAAGGAAAAAAAUGGUGGGUAAGGUUGUGCAUGAUGAUGAGUUGGUGAAGAUGAACAUCAUAAUCGUUCAUGGAGGUCCCUCUUCAUCUCGAUUCCUCGAUGCUUAUCCCAAAAGUGUCUCCCACCUGUGUUUGGAGGAUUUCGGGAAAUUCUGGAGUUAGGUUUAGAUAUUGUCUUUCUUUAGCAGCUUUGGUUUACAAUCUCUCUCUUUAGGUAGAGAUUGAAGAGAUUUUUUUAGUUUUUGUUUUCAUUAUUGUAUUAUUUACAUUUCUUUGGGGAAAAAGUUAGUAUUUUUUUUUCAAAUAUUCGUUUUUGUCGUUGUUAUUAAUAAGUUUGGUAUUGAAUUGAUAAAAUUUUUUUAAUUGAUGUGUGUUUUGGGAAUUAUUAUUUGUUUUCUGAUUGAUAAAUUCUAGGAUUUUGAUGGAGGGGACAUCGUAUGGUGAUUGAUAAGCUGAAAUGGGAGAGUCUCUCCUUACUGCCUUCUCAAUGGAGAAUCAUCAUCCUUCCACUGUUUUGUCAAUGGAUUCAAGCGCUUCCUCCCAUGAUGAAUUGGAUUUGGAAAUGAAUAGGCAAACUGUUCUUUCUCGUCCUCCUGAUAUCAAUUUGCCUCUCUCUGCUGAGCGGAGCCCUCCCCCGCAGCCAUGGAACUGUAACCAGUGCGAUAUUUUGGAUGUUGGGCUCAGUUCACAAGCUCAUGAGACUGAGAGCUACCUCACUGUUCCCAAGCCAGGACGAAAAUAUGCCAAGCGGGUAGAUAGUAUAUGGGGUGCUUGGUUUUUCUUUAGUUUUUACUUUAAACCUGCUUUAAAUGACAAAUCGAAGGCCAAGGUUGUUCGUGAUAGCAAUGGUGUUUCUUGUUUUGAUAAAUCAGAUCUCAAGUUGGAUGUUUUUAUGGUUCAGCACGACAUGGAGAACAUGUACAUGUGGGUUUUCAAGGACAGACCCGAGAAUGCAUUAGGUAAGAUGCAGCUUAGAAGUUACAUGAAUGGGCAUUCUCGCCAAGGGGAGCGUCCGUAUCCGUUUAGUGCGGAUAAGGGAUUUGUCCGUUCACACAGGAUGCAAAGGAAGCAUUACAGAGGACUGUCAAACCCCCAGUGCGUGCAUGGGAUCGAGGUUGUUCCAUCACCAAAUCUCAUGGCUCUUAAUGAGGAAGAACUGAAAAAGUGGAUGGAACUUACUGGAAGGGAUUUAAAUUUUACAAUUCCACCUGAAGCUAGUGAUUUUAGUUCAUGGAGAAACCUUCCAAACACUGAUUUUGAGCUAGAAAGGCCUCCUCCUCCAAUGAAGAGCGUAUCAAAUUCUCACUAUAAGAAGCUGCUUAAUGGGUCUGGUCUCAAUUUGUCUACUCAAGCAUCUGGGCAUGGCUAUGGUGAUGGGAUAGACUUAUCACUUGUCAGCAGCAAAAGGAGGAAAGAAAAUGAUGAUGAUUGCUAUUUGCCUGUCAUUCCUCCAUCUGACCGAGUUCCAGACAUUGAAAUUCAUCCCAGUGAGCCACACUGGUUAAAUGACCUCAGUGGAGUAAUGAAAAAUGUCUAUGGGCCUGUUUCUGCUGCAAAAGCUAUCUAUGAGGAUGAAGCGGGUUACUUGAUCAUUAUCAGCUUGCCUUUCGUUGAUCUUCAGAGAGUCAAAGUCUCAUGGAGGAAUACUCUCACGCAUGGUAUCAUAAAGAUAUCCUGUGUGAGCACAUCUGGCAUGCCUUUCAUCAAGAGACAUGAUAGGACUUUCAAACUGACAGAUCCUGCUUCUGAGCAUUGCCCUCCUGGGGAGUUUGUUAGAGAAAUCCCACUGUCAACUCGAAUUCCUGAAGACGCUAACAUAGAAGCAUAUCACGAUGGGCCAGGUUCUGUGCUUGAGAUUAUGGUGCCGAAACUGCGGGUGGUGCCUGAAGAACACGAAAUCCGUGUUUGCCUCCGCCCAAAGCUUGUAGGGAAUGAUCUCAUGUUGACAUAAAUUAGCUUUUAUGGAGAAUUAUAAAGUCUGUUGCUAUGGUUGGUGCUUCAUUGUUUUACUGACUUUGUACCAUACAGUGUAAUCUAUGAUAUGAAACAAAAUGUGCGUCUUACAUUUUGUCUUUUGCAAUUUUUACUCGCUAAUUUCUAUGGUUUUUAACCCAUGAUUCUGGUUAUCACUUGACUGUAACUAUAAUUGAUUUUGAAACCUGCAUUUGAUUAUAGUCAUUAACGUAAAGAUACUUUAUACCCUUUUGUUUGAUUGAUUCAAGGAACAAGUUUUAGCCACGGAACCCAAAGUAGAAUACGACAUUGACGAGACUUUGUCAUCUGAUUCCAAAACACACAAUGAAUCUGCAAGGAAUGCUACCUAACGUGGAAAGGAACACUUGGUGGAGAGUUGGGACCAAAGAAAGCCAAUAAAGUGGUGAAACCUAACUACAUCCUUUUAUCAAUAAAGAAAAAUGUAAAUGAUAAUUUAAGUGAAAAGAGGUGUAAUAAUAAGCGAUCGUGGGGACCAAAAGUCAAGCGAAGUGGAUCCUGUAUUUUGUAUCCUGGGAGUAUAGGUGAACUUAGUGAGAGGGUCCCCAGCGUUGGUUUUAAAACCAAGGUCAAGUUUGGCUGGCGUCUGCUUGGAAUUUUAGAAAGGAAGACUUCUACUAAGUUUGCGUCCCGACAUGGUGAUAAGAAAGUUAGAAGAUGUAAUAGUCCAAACUCCAAAAGCCAAUCCCAUCCCAUCUUUCAAUUUAAAUUGAGAUUUUGUGGUGAGAACAGCUCAUGGUUUUCUUAGUUAAGCACGGUUGAGGACCGUGGGUUGUGGAAUGUGGGACAGCGGAACUCACCUCCUUUUCUUUUUUUUUUUUUUAAUAAUAAUAAUAUUGAAAUGGGAACCACUCUCUCUCAUCUUUAAAAGUAAAUUUAGUUUUAUGUUAAGACUUAAGAGCAGCCACGAGGCCAUUUGGGUCAAAUUCUUGGCAGAAGCCAUGCCGACCUAAAGUUCAAACCCAUUGCAGUCCCUUUCCCACCAACCCGUUUCACUUCCACAACUAUCCCACUUAUUGGAGAAUGAAAAUGGAGAAAUUAUAUAUGCAACCAAAGGGACCACAACCGUCCCCUACUCCUAUGAAUCAAGUUGAAGCUGAUCAGGCUCAUACACUAUCAAUCACGUAGAAAUAUAUUGUUGAUACAAUUUUAUAUUUGUUAUAAAGCCAACUAAUUAAUCUCAACAAAACUUCAUCUAACCGCAAAUUACCAAAAGUCAAUGAUCUUACAAGUUACCGUGAAAUCGCGCCUCGUCAUUCCAUGUAAUUUUGCUUCAGAAUAUUUAACCUUAUCGUGGAAAAAAAAGGAUCCCCAAGAAAACAAACAUCAAAACUAAAACCACCAAAUAGUUGGGCAAUAAAAACCUUUAUUGAAGUUCAGGCGACCUGGCAAUAGCACCUGUUUCCAAAACAAGAAUAACAGGAUGCUUAAAAUUUUUAAAACUGGCUUUGGACAAAAUACUCAAAGGGGUCGGAAGCCAGAAAAUGAUCGUUUAAAUCCGAUUCAUUGAAAAAAAAAAAGGAAAAAAACAACACC